Molecule: messenger RNA, 126 nt
Organism: Iphiclides podalirius (scarce swallowtail)
Lineage: Eukaryota; Metazoa; Arthropoda; Insecta; Lepidoptera; Papilionidae
Source: the annotation of a GenBank genome assembly
AUGGCGCUGUCACGACAUCUUACCAUUGGGCGCCCAGCAAGUCAUACUCAAGCUGCCUGUGUGUAUAUGACAUGUAGAACAGAAGGCACUUCACUUCCAUUGGUGCUUUCUGAUGAGCAAUGGAAC